Penicillium lagena is the source of this 939-nucleotide messenger RNA. RefSeq lists its product as uncharacterized. NCBI's taxonomy places the organism in Eukaryota, Fungi, Ascomycota, Eurotiomycetes, Eurotiales, Aspergillaceae. The transcript has a single exon. Bases 1 to 939 code for a protein of 312 amino acids. The record is from RefSeq and is a predicted model, not a curated record. Gene Ontology annotation, cellular component: cytoplasm.
AUGACAAUUCCCCACCAGAAUAUCAACCAAGUUCUCACUUACAUUCUACCCUACAUUGAAAAACAUACGAAAUCGGAACCACCAGCUGGAAAAACCAAAGGCCCGUUUAUCCUCGCCCUAACCGGUCUCCAAGGCAGCGGGAAAUCCACCUGGACCUCCGCGCUCGUGCAAGCGCUGAACGAGAAGCACAAACUUAGGACAAUCAAUCUAUCUCUCGACGACCUGUAUCUCGACCACGAAGAUCUGGUCCGAUUGCGCGACGAUAAUGCCUCAAACAAACUUCUCAGGACGCGCGGCCAGCCCGGUACACACGACACGGCUCUCGCGGUUACUUUCUUUGAUAGCUUAACGAAGACCUCUCAGGAUACCCUGGUUCCGGUGUUUGAUAAGAGCAAAUUUAACGGCGAAGGUGCGAGAGCACCUAAACAGACAUGGACCCGUAUUACUGCUGGAGAGGUGGUGGAUGUUGUCGUGUUCGAGGGCUGGUGUGUUGGUUUCCAACCCUUGGACGAGCCGACCAUACAGAAAAAGUGGGAAGAUGCCCAGAAAAGUGGCACGAAAACAGAGUAUCCGAUUGUCACACUGGGUGACCAUAAACUGGAACAUCUCGUUCAGGCCAACGACAGCUUGCGACACUACUGUGACUCGUUCAUGGGGCCUCGGCAUUUGGAUUUCCUUGUUCAUUUGGACACGAACGAUCUGGUAAAUGUUUACCAAUGGAGGAUCCAACAGGAACAUGCCCUUCGUGAGAUCAAGAAUGAGGGUAUGACAGAUGAGCAGGUUGUGGAUUUUGUGCGUGGGUAUAUGCCUGCGUAUGAGCUGUAUCUCGACCAGUUACGGGAUGGGUUCUUUGGCUUGGAUACGAUGCCAAAGAAAGGGCAGUUGCGCGUUGUUCUUGAUCGGGAACGAAGGGUUGUUGACACGGUUUUGUACCAAUGA